AAGAGAAAAAGCGAAAGUGGAGAAAAUUUGGACAAAGCAUCGAGAAAUCCGUUUUCGAGGGUUUUCUUCUUCAAUUUGAACAUUUGAUUUGAUUGAUGCUUUAGCAAAAUUAAUCGAAGCAAUUUGCUUGCUAUAUUAUCAUCCACCACCACCAACAACUCCAUUUCGUCAAUCCGAAACCCUAAUCUAUCGCCGUGCGUAAUCCUCACUUUCCCACCCUACAUCGUCUGCUUAUUGGAGCUGCUUUGAUUCGCAAUCCAACUGAGGAUGAGUGCUCCGAAGAGGAAGAAUUUCAAGAUAGAAGCCUUUAAACAUCGGGUGGUGGUUGAUCCCAAAUAUGCAGAGAAAACCUGGAAGAUAUUGGAGCAUGCCAUUAACGAAAUUUACAAUCACAACGCCAGUGGUCUUAGUUUCGAGGAGCUUUACAGGAAUGCUUAUAAUAUGAUUCUUCACAAAUUUGGAGAGAAACUAUACUCUGGGCUUGUGACCACGAUGACGUCACAUCUGAAUGAAAUAGCGAAAUCAAUCGAGGUUGCUCAGGGUGAUGUAUUUCUAGAGGAGCUAAACAGGAAAUGGGCUGACCAAAACAAGGCAUUACAGAUGAUCAGAGACAUACUCAUGUACAUGGACAGAACUUUCAUCCCCAGUACUCAUAAAACCCCUGUUUAUGAGUUGGGUUUGAACUUAUGGAGGAUAAAUGUCAUCCAUUCACCCAACAUCCAGCCUAGGCUACAGGGCACUCUUCUCGAACUAGUGCAGAGAGAAAGAACAGGGGAAGUCAUAGAAAGGGGUUUAUUACGCAACAUAAUAAAGAUGUUACUCGAUUUGGGCUCAACUGUUUACCAGGAAGAUUUUGAGAAAACAUUUCUCGCAGACUCGGCUUCGUUUUAUUGGGUUGAGUCUCAAAAGUAUAUUGAGUGCUGUGAUUGUGGAGAUUUUCUUAAGAAAGCUGAGACACGAUUAAACGAAGAGAUCGAAAGAGUCUCCCAUUAUCUUGAUUCGAAAACCGAAGCCAAGAUUUGCAAUGUUGUCGAGAAGGAAAUGAUUGAGAAUCAGAUGAACAGGCUUGUACACAUGGAGAACUCUGGGUUGGUUAACAUGAUCGUCAACGAUAAAUACGACGAUCUCAAACGAAUGUAUUGUUUGUUCAAAAGGGUGUCGAAUGGGCUUCCAUUUAUAAGAGAUGUAAUGACGUCUCACAUUAGAGAAACGGGUAAGCAACUCGUUACCGAUCCAGAAAAGUUAAAGGAUCCAGUUGAUUUUGUUCAAAGGCUACUCGACGCUAAAGAUAAACACGAUAACAUCAUCCACUUAGCGUUCAACAAUGACAAGACGUUCCAAAACGCUCUAAAUUCGUCGUUCGAGUAUUUUGUUAAUCUAAACCCACGCUCCCCCGAGUUCAUAUCGUUGUUCGUCGACGAUAAGCUUCGGAAAGGUCUUAAAGGCGUAAGCGAGGAUGAAAUUGAGACAAUCCUCGACAAAGUGAUGAUGCUUUUCCGUUACCUCCAGGAAAAAGACGUAUUCGAAAAGUACUACAAGCAACAUUUAGCUAAACGACUUCUCUCUGGUAAAACCUUUUCCGACGAUGCUGAAAGAAGCUUAAUCGUCAAGCUUAAAACGGAAUGCGGUUACCAAUUCACCUCGAAACUAGAAGGUAUGUUCACCGAUAUGAAAACCUCUCAAGAUACAAUGCAAAGCUUCCACGAUAUCAUUGGUGGGGAACUUUCGGAUUACCCAUCGCUAACAGUUCAAGUCCUCACAACCGGAUCAUGGCCCACACAAACAACCGUCACAUGCAAUCUCCCAUCCGAAAUCCUAGGAAUAUGUGAAAAGUUUCGUACAUUUUACCUGGGGACCCACACGGGCAGAAGAUUGACAUGGCAAACGAACAUGGGCACGGCCGAUCUAAAACUAACAUUCGGUAAAGACAAGAAACACGAACUAAACGUGUCGACUUACCAAAUGUGCAUCCUAAUGCUAUUCAACAACGCUGAUCGGUUAACCUAUAAAGAAAUCGAGCAGGCGACAGAAAUACCCGCCCCCGAUCUAAAACGUUCUCUACAGUCGUUAGCGUGCGUGAAGGGGAAGAACGUGCUGAGGAAGGAGCCGAUGAGUAAGGAAGUGGGUGAAGAAGAUUCGUUUCUUUUUAACGAUAAGUUUACGAGUAAACUAUAUAAGGUGAAGAUUGGAACAGUGGUUGCUCAGAAGGAAUCUGAACCGGAGAAACAGGAGACUCGGCAGAGAGUGGAGGAAGAUAGGAAACCGCAGAUCGAAGCUGCGAUCGUGAGGAUUAUGAAGUCGAGAAGGGUGCUUGAUCAUAAUAAUAUUAUUGCCGAGGUCACGAAACAGCUGCAGUCGCGUUUCUUGCCGAAUCCUGUGGUGAUUAAGAAAAGGAUCGAGAGUUUGAUUGAGAGGGAGUUUCUUGAAAGGGAUAAGGUUGAUCGGAAGCUGUAUCGAUACCUCGCAUGAAAUGGAGGGGUGGUUUUCCGAAAUUGGAUCUUGAAUUUGAUGUUUGAAAUGUUAUAGACUCUCAUGGUUUUCUUCUUUAAUGUUUUGUUUGUUUUUGAUUAUGUAGGUACAUACUUUGAUUUUAUACUAUUUUGAAUGAAUGAACAUUUAUUUUGGUAA
Impatiens glandulifera is the source of this 2628-nucleotide messenger RNA. RefSeq names its product cullin-3A-like. The coding region runs from base 268 to 2469 and encodes 733 amino acids. Gene Ontology annotation, cellular component: cullin-RING ubiquitin ligase complex. The transcript has 2 exons. Gene Ontology annotation, biological process: ubiquitin-dependent protein catabolic process; protein ubiquitination. The record is from RefSeq and is a predicted model, not a curated record. Gene Ontology annotation, molecular function: ubiquitin protein ligase binding. Lineage: Eukaryota; Viridiplantae; Streptophyta; Magnoliopsida; Ericales; Balsaminaceae.